CGGUUUGCAAAAAACAAAAGCUAUCUAUAUCUGUCACUAGUGACACUUUCGCGUGCGAGAUCGCACAGAUCUUUCAGGCCUGUCUCAAUUCAAAAUUUUCGUGCAUAAUGGCAAAUUAAUCUACCCGGCUCUUCGUCAAGUGCCGGCUUUGUCAUUGCCUAUAAUGGACUAUUAACAUUAUAAUUAAGUCUUCGAACAUGAAAAAAUAUGAGAUCCAUUAUGUGAGCGCUAACACAAAUCGCGCCGACCGAAAAGAAAUCUAUCCUUCAGAGAUUCGAGAAGAAAUACAUGCACGUUUAUGAGCAAUAUAUUGUAACGCAAAGUGUCAAGAAAUUAAAAAAUGGCAAGCCGACAUCCGCGACCCGGACCUUCGGGUCUCACAAAGACGCAGCAACUACGGCAAGCAAAAAGUGCCGCUCUGAUGAGAGAAUAUGAACGCAAACGAGAGGCGGGUAGACAGCCACCGGUUGCGGAAACUGUCAAAGUGAAGACGAAAUAUCGCGCCGAGCCGAAGAAAGUCGAGUUUACUAAACCCGCAAUGACGAAGACGAUGCUAGCGCGAGUUAAGCAUGCGGAAAAAUUUAAACAGGAAUACGAGCGCAAACGGGAAGAGACGAUGCCGCUGCGAAGAGUACCACGAAGAACACCCGCGCCGAUCAGCGGCGAUCCUAGACUUGGCAGGGAGAGGAUACGCGCUCCCCCGAGACGCAUGCCAUCUCCGCCGAGACCAAGAAGACCUGUACCAGAGCCACUUCCAGAGAUUCCAGAAAAGACGAGAGAACUGGCAAGAUCGAUGAACGCACAAGUGAUUCAGGCCGAGCCGGUUGGCGAAGGUCUGAUUGAUAGUGUUAUAAUACCGCCAAAUACGGUGAGCGAAAAUCGCACCACCAUUGUUAGCAUCCCUCAACCCAUGGCCGAAGCGCCAAUAUCUGAAGUGGCGAACCGUUCGAUUCAAGUCAUCAGCGAAACGCUCGACGAGCAAGACGCGGCGGAAGCAGCUACUGUACAAAACAAGUUGGAAGACUUGCAGCAAGCGAGACGAGGUUUUGUCAUGGCCGUGGCGAAUGUCGGCGGCAAUGCUGUGCAACUCGCCGAAGAAAGGCCUAGAUACAUUUACAAAGUCCCGGACAUCGAGAGCGAGAUGUUUCGCAUCGAGUACGGGAGAGAACAUCCGAGUGUUGUAGCGGCUCGAGAAUUUGCACAAAGAAGCAUGGCCGGUAUUAGAGAAAGAGAGGAAGCUCGUAGACGCGAGCAAGAGUUUGAGAGAAUUGCCAGAGAACCGUUACCGGAAGAUUUGCGUUUCGACGUUCCGUUCGAGGAAGAGUUUUACCGCGAAGGCGACAUAUCCUGGGAAGAGGAAGGUGACAUACCGCGCCCGUCCAGAAUAAAAGCUUCUUUGCGCGACUUACCGAGACGCGAUGAGCCUUACGAAUAUCCUACUUUCGACCCCGAGGAGCUCGAGAGGUUUUUCGACGUGGAACGAUAUCCAAUUAGUCCGUACCGUGGACCACCGCCUGGUCGCGAGCAUCUUCAUCCUGAUCUCUGGGAGCUGGAAGAUCCUUGGGCCAUGUAUGGAGUUCGUCCGCAGGAAGACGUGUCCGAUCUCAUGCGUUUCGAAAGUUCUUAAUCUUUUACCUACUUACAUGAGCCGCAUCUACUAACAUAAACAAGACUCAAUCAAGAAAAGAGAUCUAUAUCCAUCUAUAAGUUUUAAGAAUUUACAGUCCGUCCAUAUGCAAUAUUUGUUGUAAAUUAAAAUUAUCUUGUACAUAAUUUGCAAAAUAUACCAUACUGUAUAGUGAUUAAAUGCUUCUCUUGA
This is a messenger RNA of Pseudomyrmex gracilis, 1819 nucleotides long. RefSeq names its product titin-like. Bases 341 to 1627 code for a protein of 428 amino acids. NCBI's taxonomy places the organism in Eukaryota, Metazoa, Arthropoda, Insecta, Hymenoptera, Formicidae. The transcript has 5 exons. The record is from RefSeq and is a predicted model, not a curated record.